Molecule: messenger RNA, 624 nt
Organism: Peronospora matthiolae
Lineage: Eukaryota; Oomycota; Peronosporomycetes; Peronosporales; Peronosporaceae
Source: the annotation of a GenBank genome assembly
AUGAAGUUCUUUGCGGAGACUCUGCAGCUCGUAGUGCCGAGCCUCUUGACCCGGUACCUUCCUGUCCUCUUAUUCAACCAGCACCUGGAAAGUGCGGUUCUAGCUGGCCUCGUGCCUGUCGUGACUGCUAUUGUAGGGUGGUCCUUGCUUUCCAGCUUGGCAAUUCUUCGCUCUUCCGAUCAGUUUCGGUCCAAGCAAUUGGUAUCAGGAAUCGGAGGUCUUGCACUGGGCUCGGCAGGUUUCCACGUGACCAUCGUCCUCUUUGGAGCUCCAGUCGUCGAUCUGUGGCCGCAGACACUCUUGCUCGCUGUGCUGCUUUCGGGUUGCACGACCAUGCCGCUGGCGCUGCAUUUGACGUGUGCCCCGCAAAAAUGGCUCAACUUGCUGCUCGACCUCAGGGUGACCAACACGCACGAGCUCUAUCUCGCAUGUUCAUCCAUCGGAGCUGUUCUAGGCGCCUACUUGGGUGCAUUCCCCAUCCCGCUCGACUGGGAUCGACCUUGGCAGCAAUGGCCGUUGACUUGUGUCUAUGGCACGUUGCUUGGCCACGCUGCUGGGAUAUUGACCAGUGUUGCGAUCGCUGCGACUUCGACGUCUAUCGCAAAGUUAGCCAAGAGAGAGUAA